Molecule: messenger RNA, 4863 nt
Organism: Tigriopus californicus
Lineage: Eukaryota; Metazoa; Arthropoda; Copepoda; Harpacticoida; Harpacticidae
Gene: ATP7
Product: copper-transporting ATPase 1-like
Exons: 12
Coding region: 372-4670 (1432 amino acids)
Biological process (GO): copper ion homeostasis; monoatomic cation transport
Cellular component (GO): membrane
Molecular function (GO): ATP binding; ATP hydrolysis activity; copper ion binding
Source: RefSeq, a predicted model, not a curated record
UGUGUGUGUACUUGAUGUAUGUGAGUAGCUGCUGGGCGAAAGGCUAUCGAGCGAAUGACAACUCGCAGGAACGACGUCUGGCGAGCUCGUAAAGGUCGUAUCGAUGUGAAAACAUAAAGAAACACCCCAAAGUGAUGAAGUGAAGUGUGAUUCCAUCAUCGAUCCGACGUGUCGCCGAAGAGGGCAUUUCGCUGCAUCAGCCAUCUCGCAUUCUCGAGAGGCCACUACCAUAGUGCAACUAGUGCUCUAAUCAUCAGGUAUUCGCUCCAUCACCAUCAUCAUCAUCAUAUCAGGAGGAAAGGAUUGAAUCUUAGCAUUGCAUUCAAAGUCAUGUUUGGCUAAACCGAGUCUUGGCCAAUUGAAGAUCAGCCAUGUGGUCGGAGGCCCACCUGCGGGUGUCCGGCAUGACUUGCGGCAAGUGUGAACGGCUGAUUCGCGAAGCCGUUCAAGCGAUAUCGGCCGAAGGCAUCCAAUCCGUUCACGUGUCCAAGGAUGACGGGCAGGUCCGGUUUAGGUGGGAUCCAAGUGAUCCCAAGGUGGACCAAGACCAAGUGGUGGCCGCCAUCCAGGCCUUGGUCAACGGCAAGUUCAAAGUGACCCAGUACAUCCCGGACAUGGAGGCCCAUCUGGCGACGUUGCCGUUGAUCGACGUUAUGGCAUCACCAAAAGCUUCCAGGACAAAUCUCAUUAGCGUGUCACAUUCCGAACCUCUUCUUGGGGAUUUUGGUGAGGAUGACCUGGAGGACACGCGGCAUUCAGAACCCUUACCCGAUCAAAAGCGACAAUGCACCGUUCAAAUCUUGGGCAUGACCUGUCAAUCCUGUGUGAAGAACAUCGAAACCACCAUCGCUCAAAAGUCCGGAAUCGAUGGAGUCAAGGUUGAUUUGCCCGGGCAACGAGGUCAGUUUGACUACAAUCCGAAGCUGACCUCGCCGGAUUUGAUUGUGUCACAAAUCUCUGACAUGGGAUUUGAAGCAUCCUUAGAUUUUGGCCCAAGUUCCUCCCCACAAACAGGCCUGAUUCGGGUGGAGGGUAUGACUUGCCAAUCCUGUGUCAAGAAUAUCCAGGCGGAAAUCGGCCAAGUCCGGGGUGUGAAUUCGAUUCACGUGGACUUGGACGAGAAAUUGGCCACAGUUGAAUUUGAUGCUCCUUUGAAUGUUGACAUCCUAGCUGAGAGCAUCUCUGAUAUGGGAUUCGACACCCUAGCCUUGCAAUCCGAGGAUAUUGGAAUCGAGGGGAUGACUUGUCUUUCUUGUGUGAAAACCAUUCAAGACGGCCUCGUCGAUACGCCUGGUGUCUAUUAUGUGAAAGUCGAUUUAGACGCUCACAUGGGACAUUUCACCUUUGAUCCCCAAACGAUUAGUGUGCCUCAGAUAUCCGAGGCUGUGGAAGAAAUGGGUUUCAAGACGCAAGUGAGGCCUGGAGCUGCCGAUCGUGGGACUAAACCGAAAUCAAAAGUCAACACCGACCUCCAAGUACCUGAAAGCGAGGAGACCAAAUCCAUCAACAUGGAUUACGAAAAGUGUUUUCUUCGCGUUCAAGGCAUGACUUGUGCCAGUUGUGUGGUUGCCAUUGAAAAGCAUGUCAAGAAGCUCCGAGGUGUCCAUAACAUUCUGGUGGCUUUGAUGGCGGCCAAGGCUGAGAUCGAUUAUGAUCCAGCUCAGAUUCUCCCGCAGCAGAUUGCCAACUCCAUAACGGAUUUGGGAUUCUCAUCUGAGAUUAUUGAGAACGAGCGUGGAUCCGGAGAAGUGGAACUGGAGAUCAAAGGCAUGACUUGCUCAUCGUGUGUCCAUUUGAUCGAAUCCACGUUACUCAAGAAAGAGGGAAUCUUGAACGCCACUGUGGCUUUGGCCACGCAACGAGGGAAGUUCAAGUUCAAUCAAAGCUCCCUGGGUCCCCGAGAUGUUAUCAAAAUGAUUGAAGACUUGGGAUUUGAAGCCAACCUCUACUCUCGUGGGAUUGACACAUCGGCAAAUUACUUAAGCCACCAGGCUGAGAUUCGUAAAUGGAGGAACUCAUUUCUCAUCUCGUUGGUGUUCGGACUCCCUUGCAUGAUUAUCAUGAUGUACUUCAUGGUCAAGAUGUCCAGUCCCGACCACGAGCACGGAGAUGGUUGCUGCAUCGUUCCUGGCCUUUCCUUGGAGAAUCUUCUCCUGUUCUUACUUUCCACACCAGUCCAAUUCGUUGGAGGACGCCAUUUCUACAUCGCUGCGAUCAAGGCCAUUCGUCAUGGAACCACGAACAUGGAUGUCCUCGUGAUGUUGGCCACCACGGUGUCUUACGCAUAUUCUGUCGCAGUGGUGAUUGCCUCCAUGGCCAUGCAAGAAGGAACAUCGCCCAUGACUUUCUUCGACACACCGCCAAUGUUAUUGCUUUUCAUCUCUUUGGGUCGAUGGCUCGAGCAUAUUGCUAAGGCCAAAACAUCAGAUGCCUUGUCCAAAUUGAUGGGCUUGAAGGCCACGGAAGCCAUCAUUGUCCAAGUGGAUAACGGCAUGAAUGUACUUAAUGAGAGAAAAGAGAAUGUAGAUCUGGUUCAUCGAGGAGACAUCCUGAAAGUGGUCCCUGGAGCAAAGAUUCCUGUGGAUGGGAAAGUGGUCUUUGGCAAGUCCCUUUGUGACGAAAGUCUCAUCACGGGCGAAUCCAUGCCCGUGUCCAAAUCAGAGGGCUCCCUGGUUAUUGGGGGCUCAAUCAAUCAAAACAAUAUGAUUCUAAUCAAAGCUACCCAUAUUGGUGAAGACACCGCUCUCAGUCAGAUCGUUCGUCUAGUCGAAGAGGCCCAAACUAGCAAAGCGCCCAUUCAACAACUGGCGGAUAAGAUUGCCGGCUACUUCGUACCUAUCGUGGUCACGUGUUCCUUACUCACUCUCUCCGUUUGGGUGGUGAUCGGUUAUGUGGACAACAGCCUAUUGCCCGUAUCCAAUAUGGAACGUGAUGGGUUUUCGCCUCCCGAGAUCACUUGGCAAUUUGGCUUCCGAAUGGCACUCACUGUGUUGGCUAUUGCCUGUCCUUGCUCCCUGGGUCUAGCCACACCCACUGCAGUCAUGGUGGGAACGGGGGUGGGUGCUACCAAUGGAAUACUCAUCAAAGGAGCUGAGCCGCUAGAAAAUGCUCACAAAGUGUCCACCGUGGUCUUCGACAAGACCGGAACCAUAACUCAUGGCAAACCCAGUGUUGCCAGUUUGUCAGUGUUUGUUGAGGAGCGUUACUUAAGUUUGGUCAGAAUUCUGGCUAUUGUGGGUGCGGCUGAGAGUUGCUCAGAGCAUCCAUUGGCCUCGUCCAUAGUGCAAUAUGUGAAAACUACCUUUGGAUGUGACAUCCGAGCCAAGUUUAGUCAUUUCGAAGCUGUGCCUGGAUGUGGACUUAGAGUGACCGUCUCCAAUGUCGACGGCAUGGUAGAAGAUGCCAAGAACUCGGCGGCCUUAAAAUCGUUUCAAAACCAGAGAGGCGCUCCAUCUGUCCAUCACCUUCCCACCACUUUAAAUUCUGCCAUGGUUGACUAUUCGAGUAUGCGACCCAGUGCCAAUAUGAUUCGCGGUUCCCUGGAACAAGAGCGAACCCCCAACUUGGUUGAUGUGGACGUGGAUGGAGUGUCAGCGAUUGCCUUAACCGAGCACCACGUGCUCAUCGGGAACAGAAAAUGGAUAAGCGAGAAGAAUUUCAUACAAAUUCCAGAUGAUAUUGAGAACAAACUGGUGGCUCAAGAGCAACUGGGUCGGACGGCCCUCUUGGCGGCCAUUGACGGCGUGUUGGUGGGUCUAUUCGGCAUUGCAGACACUGUCAAACCCGAAGCGCAUUUGACAGUGUACACCCUCAAGAAGAUGGGCCUUGAGGUCGUCCUUCUCACGGGAGACAACAAGAAAACAGCGGCGGCCAUUGCCAGACAAGCAGGCAUUUCAAGGGUAUUUGCCGAGGUCCUUCCCUCUCAUAAGGUCUCAACCAUUAAGCGGCUUCAACGAGGAGGCCACAAGGUGGCUAUGGUCGGUGAUGGUGUCAAUGAUUCUCCAGCCUUGGCCCAGGCCGACAUCGGAAUCGCUAUAGGGACUGGCACGGAUGUGGCUGUGGAGGCGGCCGAUGUGGUUCUCAUCCGGGACGAUCUGCUUGACGUUGUGGCUUGUUUGCAGCUCUCCAAGAAGACCGUCCACCGGAUUUGGCUGAAUUUCCUGUUCGCCUCCGUUUACAAUUUAGUAGGGAUCCCCGUGGCUGCCGGGGUAUUUUCCCCAUUGGGCAUCAAACUUCAACCUUGGAUGGGAUCAGGAGCCAUGGCCUUGAGCUCAGUGUCCGUGGUCACGUCCUCUCUUCUAUUGAGGUUAUACAAAAAGCCCACCACAACUCAAUUGGAAACCGUCGAAUACUUGAAGGUCCUUCACUCGAGGAACCAAGGUCCCUUGGAGGAAGGACCUCUUUCUAUUCAUCGUGGGGACGAUGAUUACAUCUUCAAACCGACCAGCAGAUCAUCCUUAUCCAGACUUCUUCAUUUUAACACCCCUUCCGUGUCAGAACAGUCCCAAAACGACCACCGCCAACGAGAUCGGAACCACGUGGAUGGCAGUGGAAGGCAUCUCUUGGGCAACCAUCCCAACGAGGAGGACAAUCAAUAUUUGGACGAUGUCAAAAUUGUCAACUCAAGCCGCUCUCCGGGGAGGAGUCCGCACUCGAUGACUUCACUUUAGAGCUAGUUAGCUAGCUAACUUCAUCCAUUGUCCCAUGGUUUAUACCACUUUGUUGACAUUGUAUUAUACAGCCAAAGGAAUAACCAGCCAUUCGCACGUUCAAAGCUUGCGACGCUUUGUUCCCGGAAUCAAUGCACCCAUGAAAAUCAAAGAUCACUCGGAACAUGAAUAAAUUUUCACAUGAAUUUUCCGA